This is a messenger RNA of Sorghum bicolor (sorghum), 1737 nucleotides long. RefSeq lists its product as uncharacterized. The coding region runs from base 567 to 1253 and encodes 228 amino acids. The record is from RefSeq and is a predicted model, not a curated record. Lineage: Eukaryota; Viridiplantae; Streptophyta; Magnoliopsida; Poales; Poaceae. The transcript is spliced from 6 exons.
GUGCCUAGCAGCCACAUGUGAUUUUUCAAGGAGUUAUAUAUACAGUCACAUAUCUCUACUCUAAUCCUGAAUUAUGUAUUUGGUGAUAUCAUAACCCAUUAUUCUCCAAAUUAAUAAUUUGCCUACAUCCCUGAAUCCCAGCCUCUACUCAAAUGCAUCUUUUUGGUGUUGAAAGUUGUCUGUUAACUUUCAGAAUAUUCAAAGGUGUAUCUGAGGUCAUAGUACAAGGAGUAGUAUGUUCGAGCCUACCCGAAUUGCAUUGUUUUGCUUUGCAAACCACCUAGGAGUUGGAAUUCGUUAGGGUUUUGCCGCAUCUCUGAAUUUUCAUGUUGCAUCUUAUGGUUCGUUCUGAAUUUUGAUUGAUGCAAACUUCCCUAGGAUCCUAAAAUGGUCAAAAUUUUUUGCAUUGUGUAAAAAAGAUUUAGCAGUAUGCAGUGAUAGAUCAAUUAGUACUGUCUGAAUGUUCAGUCCAUGGGAAAAUGCUCGUAUCACCCUUGUAAGGGCAUUGGAAUCAUGAUCGAUAAUCAUGAAUGGUUAAGAUGAUUCUUUAGUAGCAUCAUAUAAAUAUGUCACCCUUAAAACAUGAUGUCGGCCUACUGAGGUGGUCAUACAUUAUUUUUAUUCUCGUUGCAAUGUACGAGCAGUUACCUCUAAAACAUGUCGAAAAUAAUUGUUCACAGGCGAGGCGAUCCCUAGCUGGCUUGCAUGCCCGCCCGGCAUCGCCCACGCGCUCGCUCCCGUUCCCGUACCAGCCCCACACCACGCCCGAGCAGCCAUGGUUUGAUCCCUCAAAAAAAGAAAACAAACCCAGGCUCCGCAUCCACCACGCCCCUGUUUUCUUACUGCUUGUUUGGAUCAUGAUUUUUGACUUGGCGCUCGAUCCAAACCUGGUAUUUCAGGUGCACAAGCUCAACAGGCUCGGAGGCUGGAAGGGCUGUGCUUUCAAUUUGAUUCCUUCCGCAUUCAUUAUGCUUGCUAAAGGGGAACAGUUUUCAUACUUCAGUUUAUUUCAUUGGCCAAAAUGUAAUGAACUUGGUGAGUUUGCCAGCACAUCUAGCGGCCAGCAAUGUUACAUGCCUUUGUCAAGCCUGCCUGUCCUCGCCACCGAACAGAUUCUAUUCAAUCAAGUCAUGAGCAUGAGUCCUUUUCAAUGUGGAAAAAGGCCAUUCAGAAGGAACACAGAAAACAAUGAUUAUCUUUUGUGGAAGAAGUUCUUGGAAAUGACCCAAACAUUAGUGGAGAUUUUAUUGUGAUAAAUUUCUUCACUUUGUCCUAUUUAAGUAUGUUUAUGGAACAUUACUGAGGUCAGCUCUGCAGGAUCCAGUAACCAAUCUUUCUUUCCGGCAUGUACUAGAGGAGUCACCUUUAUUAUUGUUACUAUCGUGCCUUUGAUAAUAAAUAUUGUGAUGGAUUGAUGGACCAGAUUAGUUCCCAUGAUUACAGCUUUGAUUUGAUUAUAUUGAAUUAGGAUAAGCUGGAGUAGUUUAGUGGUUCUGCCACAUGCUUGGUCCACUUGUACAGUCGAAGGCUUGACCACAUGGUAAUGGUCAAUGUUUAGUGAUAAUACUAGCUUUACAGAACUGAUAUUGAAUUGUGUACCAUCAUAGAUCAUAUAAGUCACUGAAUAGUUUGCUUGGUUGUGGCAUUCAUCAGACAAAGAUACUUAACAUGUAAAAGCUUUUUAAUUGCAUUGCUUUAUUCUAAUUUUUAGAACCCGUAGCAACGCACGGGCAUUAA